GAUAAGAGGGAAGAGCAGGGCUUCCAGGUGAAAGGCAUAGCACAAGCGAAGGCAAAAGGACGGGUAACUGCUAGUUAUUAAGGGCAGUGACUGAAUCGAAAUACCCUCAGCAGUUCUCCACCUAGGGGCCUAAGGGCUGCUGAGUCUGAGAAACUCUCCAAGCAGCUGGCCCGCCCCCGCUCUGCGCCCGUCCCUCCGCCACGCCCACUGCCGCAGGAUGACGCACACCCCUCAAGGCCCCGCCCCCGAGGGGAGGGACGCAGGGAAGAGACGCACAGACUCACUCCUGCUGCGGCCAGCGCCCGGGCCUUUGGGCCCGGGCGGCGGCUGGUUGCGCAGUCUUCGUGGGUUCCCGACGUGGAGGCCUCUGUGGCUGCGGCGGCGGCUGCUAUUCGCGCCGCCUGCUGCAGUCUGUCACCACCGCUCCGGAGCGGUCAAGUCAAAGCCGAAAUGCCACCGCCCCGGACCGGCCGAUGCCUUCUCUUGCUCGGUCUGGUCCUGGGCUCCGUCUGCGUCACCCUGGGAUCCCAGGCACAGGCCAACUCGACCACAGAUGCACUGAAUGUUCUUCUCAUCAUUGUGGAUGACCUGCGCCCCUCCCUGGGAUGUUAUGGGGAUAAGCUGGUGAGGUCCCCAAAUAUUGACCAACUGGCAUCCCACAGCCUCCUCUUCCAGAAUGCCUUUGCGCAGCAAGCAGUGUGUGCCCCGAGCCGUGUGUCCUUCCUCACUGGCAGGAGACCUGACACCACCCGCCUGUACGACUUCAACUCCUACUGGAGGGUACACGCUGGAAACUUCUCCACCAUCCCCCAGUACUUCAAGGACAAUGGCUAUGUAACCAUGUCGGUGGGAAAAGUCUUUCAUCCUGGUAUAUCUUCUAACCAUAGUGAUGAUUCUCCAUAUAGCUGGUCUUUUCCACCUUAUCAUCCCUCCUCUGAGAAGUAUGAAAACUCUAAGACAUGUCGGGGGCCAGAUGGAGAACUCCAUGCCAACCUGCUUUGCCCUGUGGAUGUGGUGGAUGUGCCCGAGGGCACCUUACCUGACAAACAGAGCACUGAGGAAGCCAUACGGUUGUUGGAAAAGAUGAAAACAUCAGCCAGUCCUUUCUUCCUGGCUGUUGGGUAUCAUAAGCCACACAUUCCCUUCAGAUACCCCAAGGAAUUUCAGAAGUUGUAUCCCUUGGAGAACAUCACCCUGGCCCCAGAUCCUGAGGUCCCUGAUGGCCUACCCCCUGUGGCCUACAACCCCUGGAUGGACAUCAGGCAACGGGAAGACGUCAAAGCCUUAAACAUCAGUGUGCCCUAUGGCCCAAUUCCUGUGGACUUUCAGCGGAAAAUCCGCCAGAGCUACUUUGCCUCUGUGUCAUAUUUGGAUACACAGGUUGGUCACCUCUUGAGUGCUUUGGACGAUCUUCAGCUGGCCAACAGCACCAUUGUUGCAUUUACCUCGGAUCAUGGGUGGGCUCUAGGUGAACACGGAGAAUGGGCCAAAUACAGCAAUUUUGAUGUUGCUACCCGUGUUCCGCUGAUGUUCUACGUUCCUGGAAGGACGGCUUCACUUCCGGAGGCAGGCGAGAAGCUUUUCCCUUAUGUCGACCCUUUUCAUUCCGCCUCAGACUUGAUGGAGCCAGGCAGGCAAUCCAUGGACCUUGUGGAACUCGUGUCUCUUUUUCCCACGCUGACUGGACUUGCAGGACUGCAGGUUCCACCUCGCUGCCCGGUUCCUUCAUUUCAUAUUGAGCUGUGCAGAGAAGGCAGGAACCUUCUGAAGCAUUUUCAAUUCCAUGGCUUGGAAGAGGAUCCAUAUGUCCCUGGUAAUCCCCGUGAACUGAUUGCCUAUAGCCAGUAUCCCCGGCCUGCAGACUUCCCUCAGCAGAAUUCUGACAAGCCGAGUUUAAAAUAUAUAAAGAUCAUGGGUUAUUCUAUACGCACCGUAGACUAUAGGUAUACUGUGUGGGUUGGCUUCAAUCCUGAUGAAUUUCUGGCUAACUUUUCUGACAUCCAUGCAGGAGAACUGUAUUUUGUGGAUUCUGACCCACUGCAGGAUCACAAUAUGUAUAAUGAUUCCCAAGGUGGAGGAGUUUUCAAGUCGUUGAUGCCUUGAGUUUUGCCAACCAUGGAUGGCAAAUGUAAUGUGCUCCCUUCCAGCUGGUGAGAGGAGUUAGAGCUGGUUGUUUUGUGAUUACCCAUAAUAUUGGAAGCAGCCUGAGAGCUAGUUAAUCCAAACAUGCAUGAACAAUUUGGCCUGAGAAUAUGUAACAGCCAAACCCUUUCAUUUAGUCUUUAUUAAUUUAUGCUUGGUAAUUGCACCAGUUUUUUAAAAUUUCCCUCUUUUUAAAACAAUUACAGCUUAUUUAUUGAAUAAAUACAAAGUAAACAAACUCAAAUUACGUCAUUUAUACCUUUGAAUACCAAGACCAUAUGUAAUAACCAAACAUAGCAUUAUACACAAAGAAUACUUUGAUUAUUUGUGGAAUUGAGUGCAUUUCAAAAAGUAACAAUAUAUCAAACUAGGCACCAAAAUAAGUUCCUGAUUAUUUUAUUUAUAAUUUAAUAAUAUAUCUUAUGUAGCCCAAUAUAUUCAAAAUAUUAUGUUAACAUGUAAUCCAUGUUUCUUUUUCAAAUCUAAAGUUAAAACAAUACCAGAAGCCAAUGUCUUAAAGUCUAUCUUUUAUUUUUGUUUUUAAUACCAUGGGGCUUCAAAAUGUCGAGAUAAAAUAUGUAUGAAGUAAUUAAUGUAGAAUUUGUACAUCAAAUAAUAAAUAAUGCUCAAUAAACUAGAGAUAUGAGAUGUGUAGGAAAUUUCGUUAAACUUUUUUUCAGAUACUUUCUGGCCCAGUAAUAAUUUGUUAGCAAAUAAUAUGACCCUUGAAGUCAAUGGCCAUCUAUUAAAAGACUGUUGUUCACAGUGGAAAACAUUUGAAGAUGUAACUAUAUCCAUGGAUGGUUUGAGUCACUCAAAACAGUAUUCUUCUUUAGGGAUGGUUGGUUGCAGACAUGUUUAUUCUGGAGGCAGAAAAUAUCCUACUUUUAGUUGCUUAAGAAAACAUUAAAUUCUAAAUUAUUUUGAGGACUGUUAGACUUUUCAUUAGUGUAAUAUUAGGUCAUUUUCAACCUGUCAGAAUGUAGUUCUAUAUUCUCUAAAUAUGAAAGCAUCCAGAAAGGCCAGUGGUAGUAAAAAGCCUAGUGUAUAUAAUCUUAAAAGGAAUGGAAUAUUUACAAUUCAUUAACAUGUUUAAGCUUAUCAGUUAUCAGUAGUCAUUGGAAGUGUCAACAGCUUUCUAAAUAAAUAUAAAUAUCUAAUGUCCUGUAGUGGAGGAGUAAUUUUUAGUAAUUUUCUCUUUACAGAGUCUUUAGUGUUUCAAGGUAAAUGUUGGUGAAACAAAAUACAGCAAAAAAACCCUAUAUUAGGUUACUGCAGUGUAUUAAUUGUUACCAAAAAUGACAAGAUAUUAUAUUAAAUCAAUAAAUUUUAGAUUU
This is a messenger RNA of Cebus imitator (Panamanian white-faced capuchin), 3479 nucleotides long. It is a transcript of the gene IDS, whose product is annotated as iduronate 2-sulfatase. The transcript is spliced from 9 exons. The record is from RefSeq and is a predicted model, not a curated record. NCBI's taxonomy places the organism in Eukaryota, Metazoa, Chordata, Mammalia, Primates, Cebidae. The coding region runs from base 451 to 2103 and encodes 550 amino acids. Gene Ontology annotation, molecular function: iduronate-2-sulfatase activity.